Danio rerio (zebrafish) is the source of this 3245-nucleotide messenger RNA. The record is from RefSeq and is a predicted model, not a curated record. NCBI's taxonomy places the organism in Eukaryota, Metazoa, Chordata, Actinopteri, Cypriniformes, Danionidae.
GAGAGAGGGUUGGUGUGGUGGUGUUUUCCUCCUGCAUGCAUCAGUGAGGGAGAGGGAGUGUGAUGGUGGUGUUUUCCUCCUGCAUGCAUCAGUAAAAUGUGAAGAUGGCGGAGCUGCAGAUGCUGCUGGAAGAGGAGAUUCCUGCUGGUCGAGGAGCUUUGCUGGACAGCUACGCCAACCUAGAGAGAGUCGCCGAGUACUGCGAGAGCAAUUACAUACAGUCUCCAGAUAAGCACAGAGCUCUAGAAGAGACCAAAAGCUACACCACUCAGUCUUUGGCCAGUGUUGCGUAUCUGAUCAACACUCUUGCCAACAAUGUGCUCCAGAUGCUGGAUAUACAGGCGUCCCAGCUACGCCGCAUGGAGUCAUCCAUCAACCACAUCUCGCAGACGGUUGACAUCCAUAAAGAGAAGGUGGCCAGGCGAGAGAUUGGCAUCCUCACCACCAAUAAGAACACUUCUCGCACGCACAAGAUCAUCGCACCAGCCAAUCCUGAGAGGCCUGUGCGCUACAUCCGCAAGCCCAUUGACUACAGUCUGCUGGAUGACGUAGGCCAUGGCGUAAAGUGGUUACUAAGGUUUAAGGUGAAUGCUCAGAAUAUGAAAGCGGGAACAACUCCACACACAGCAGCCCCGACCCAGAAACCCCCAAGCCCUCCCGGACCUGGCAAAGGAACCCUUGGGCGCCACUCCCCUUACCGGACGCUUGAGCCUGUGCGUCCACCUGUCGUCCCAAACGACUAUGUGCCGAGUCCAACACGAAACACUGCACCACCCCUGCAGAGCCCGGCUAGAACUGCAUCCGUUAAUCAGAGGACCCGCACGUACAGCAGUGGCAGCAGUGGCGGCAGUCACCCCAGCAGUCGCAGCAGCAGCAGAGAGAACAGUGGGAGUGGCAGUGUGGGUGUGCCCAUCGCCGUGCCAACCCCUGCCCCGCCCACCGCCUUUCCUGGUACAACGCCUGCCCCUCCAAACCCUCCCAAACCCCCUCCCACCAUUACUAUCCCUGCCCCUCCUGUACCUCCACCGCCCCCCACCCCAGAGCCGGUGCUGCCUGCCCCUGCCCCAACCCCUGCCCCGCCAGCAGAGGGCCCUCCCGAGAUCCCACCGCCCCCACAGCUGCCCCCAAACCUCCCUGUAAGCACCAACACCAACCCUGCUGCUGCAACCAGCACCCCUGCUCAAGGGAAUGGACCUCACUUUUACAGUAUGAACCGGCCAAUGACGCGGCACACCACGCCUUCAGUGGGCGGGUCCCUGCCCUAUCGCAGACCGUCAUCAGUUACUGGACAGCCCAACAACAUGCCUCAAAACACUAAUCCAAACAUGAUACAAAACCAGCUUAAUGGAGGGCCACACUACAACCAAAACCAAGUCCCCAUGGCCCCCCCUCCACCCUCUAUUCUCCAGAUCACCCCUCAGCUGCCGCUCAUGGGCUUUGUGGCUCGGGUUCAGGAGACCAUCUCGGACGCUCCUCCACCGCCGCCUCCAGCAGAAGAGGUUGAGUUUGAGGAAGAGACGCCGCCUCCGCCUCCUCCAGAGGACUAUGAGGAUGAGGAGGGUGAGGAGGAUGAAGAGUCCGCUGUGGUAGAGUACAGCGACCCUUACGCUGAAGAAGACCCUCCGUGGGCCCCGCGCAGCUACCUGGAGAAAGUGGUGGCGAUUUACGACUACACACGUGACAAAGAAGACGAGCUGUCCUUUCAGGAGGGAGCCAUCAUUUACGUCAUCAAGAAGAACGAUGACGGCUGGUAUGAGGGGGUGAUGAGCGGCACCACAGGCCUUUUCCCUGGAAACUACGUGGAGUCCAUCAUGCAUUACGCUGACUGAACCAGCAGGUGGCGCCACUGCUCCUCUGUCCAUCAUCUUCCUCAUUCACUGAAACACACACCAGUCCAGCUACACUACGUCAUGCGCAGGCUUGUUGCAGACAUGCAAACCCAUGACUUGGUUUGAGAGCCGCAGGAAAAACUGUAAGAUAAAGACAUUAGGGACGUUUAUUCAUCUCUUUAAUUUCGAUCUCUUAGAAACAUGUAUCUCUUAGAAACAUGUAUCAGAUAAAGUGUUGGUUUUGCUUGACUUGUGUUGAUAGUGAUCGCUUUGCUUUCGCUCCUCGCCGUUUCGACGAAUGGGGCAGUUUUACUCAUGUCAUCACCAAAUUCGAAGGCGGCAAUCAUGGAUGUGCAUGUUCCAUCUCUUUUGGUUUUGUUUUUAAACAGUUGACCAGCAAAAAAUGAGAGAAAAGCUAUUGCCAAGAGUGACAGAACAGGGGAGUUUAUAUGCACAAUGGGUUGCCAGGUCAUAAAGGGGUGAUGUAUACGUUCUGGCUUUGAUUUUUGAGUUUAUUUGUUACAUUCUGAGUGCAUUUUGAAGUCUUUAGUAAGAGGAUUAAACCAAAGGAUUUCAGUGGCGUUUGGCAUCGCGAACGGGACCUUAAGAAAAACGUAUUUUUCACCAUUCCUUUACAUUCGUUUCUUUCCAACGAGAUUUUAUUGCUUGAAAUAUUUGCAAGUAUGUGUAUUCUUUGUAUGUAUGAAAAAACUACAAAAAAAACGAACACUAUUAAAUCGUUCAGGAAGUUUGUGCCAUACAGAAACAUUCAUAGACGGUCAUGUUUUGUUUUGGGGGACGUUUUUAAAUCAGGAAGAGAAGAAGUGUGUUAUUGUGAUCUUUAACCUCCGAUUCAUCCCUUUGACCAACUGUGGACUUAAAGAUAUGAGACUAUUCUAUAUGUAUGUUAUAUAUUGAUUUAUAUUAUAGAAAUACUAUUGUGUUGGUGGUGUAUGACUGGUGUAGAGACAAGAGAAAACCCCAUUUAUCUGCAAUAACAAAGGCACAGUUAGGACGACGAGCUACAGAGAUUUUUUUUUAAAGCACAAGAGAUAAAGAUGAUCUUACAAAAUGUGAAGACUGAUGUUCUUUGGGGAUGAAGAGAGAUUGAAAAACCAGAAACCAGCCCAAAUUUGAACGCAUCCUCAUACCCACAUGCAGAUAAUGUGGAUGGAACUGUAUCUAAUGCACAGAGACUUUUUCUAUCGAGUACUUUGAUGUCUAUAUGUGAGUGUGUGCGAGUGUGUAUGUGAGCGUGAAACUUCACUGUUUAUGGAUCAUUGGUGACUGACUUGCUUGUCUGUGUGCAAAUCUUUAUUUUCAACGAACGGUCUGUGGCGAGGGUGUGUGAGUCUUGCAUGUUGAUCAUUUUCUGUGAUUUUCCUGCUGAUGGAGAAUAAAACUGGAUAUAUCUGA